Molecule: messenger RNA, 3312 nt
Organism: Oncorhynchus nerka (sockeye salmon)
Lineage: Eukaryota; Metazoa; Chordata; Actinopteri; Salmoniformes; Salmonidae
Product: protein NLRC3-like
Exons: 6
Coding region: 830-3199 (789 amino acids)
Biological process (GO): intracellular signal transduction
Source: RefSeq, a predicted model, not a curated record
GAGAUCAACCUACCACGGAGCAGACACAAGCUUCACUCCCAUCCUCUUCCUUUUCAUCAAACUGCCAGCCUCUCCAUUCUUCCGUUACACCACGGCAACCCCCCUUUCCACAUCUUACUCAUCCUCACCUUUCCUCUCUGUCAUCCUCUGUUUCACCACACGUCUCCACCCCCCAUCCUCUUUCACUGGGCCCUCCUCUCCCGUCAUCCAUUCCCCCAGUCUUCUCCUCCCCAUCCUCGGUUUCACUGGGCCCUCCUCUCCUGUCAUCCAUUCCCCCAGUCUUCUCCUCCCCAUCCUCGGUUUCACUGAGCCCUCCUCUCCCGUCAUCCAUUCCACCAGUCUCCUCCUCCCCAUCCUCGGUUUCACUGAGCCCUCUCCCGUCAUCCAUUCCCCCAGUCUCCUCCUCCCCAUCCUCGGUUUCACUGAGCCCUCCUCUCCCGUCAUCCAUUCCACCAGUCUCCUCCUCCCCAUCCUCGGUUUCACUGAGCCCUCCUCUCCGUCAUCCAUUCCACCAGUCUCCUCCUCCCCAUCCUCGGUUUCACUGAGCCCUCCUCUCCCGUCAUCCAUUCCACCAGUCUCCUCCUCCCCAUCCUCGGUUUCACUGAGCCCUCCUCUCCCGUCAUCCAUUCCACCAGUCUCCUCCUCCCCAUCCUCGGUUUCACUGAGCCCUCCUCUCCCGUCAUCCAUUCCACCAGUCUCCUCCUCCCCAUCCUCGGUUUCACUGAGCCCUCCUCUCCCGUCAUCCAUUCCACCAGUCUCCUCCUCCCCAUCCUCGGUUUCACUGAGCCCUCUCCCGUCAUCCAUUCCACCAGUCUCCUCCCCAUCCCUCAUGUUAACAGCACAUGCUUUUGGACAUUCCUACACAGCCCAGUCUGGAGGCACUAAUGUUGCACCACACCUCAACAACAACUAUAUUUUGGGCUCUGUUAAUAUUAACGUGUCAUCUCUGCAGAGCGUGGACUUGUCAGUGGCUCCACAAAGCAGUGAUCAAGAGGAUGCUCUCAUACAGAGAGUCAAAGAGAAGCAUAAAGCCAGACUGAAAAGCCGCUGUAAGCACCUGUUUGAAGGCAACGCCAGAAAUGAAACUCUUCUCAACAAUAUUUACACAAAACUCUACAUCACAGCAGGAGAGUCCGAAGGGCUCUGUAACAAACAUGAGGUGUUGCAGAUUGAGACAGCAUCCCGAACAUGCACAUCAGAAGACACUCCUGUCAACUGCAACAACAUCUUUAAACCUUUACCUGGACAGGACAGAAUAAUCACAACUGUGAUGACCAAGGGCAUUGCUGGGAUUGGAAAAACAGUCACUGUACAAAAGUUCAUCCUUGACUGGGCAGAAGGAAAAGCCAAUUCGCAUCUGGAUUUCAUAUUUCUGCUUCCUUUCCGGGAUUUGAAUUUGGUCGAAAAACAGUUCAGUCUUCAUGGCCUUCUGUGUAGCUUCCACAAUGAACUUAGAGAAAUAGAUGCAAAGAAAAUUGCAGGUUGUCAAGUUCUGUUCAUUUUCGAUGGUCUGGAUGAAAGCCAACUUCCACUGGAUUUCAAUCGAAACAAGAUAUUGUUUGACAUGACAGAAGAAGCGCCCAUUGAUGUGCUAUUGACAAAUCUCAUUAAGGGGAAUCUGCUACCCAGUGCUCGCCUCUGGAUAACCUCCCGACCAGCAGCAGCCAAUCAGAUCCCCAGGAAGAACAUAACACAGAUGACAGAAGUGCGUGGGUUCAAUGACUCACAGAAGGAGGAGUACUUCAGGAAGAGAUUCUGUUCGGAUGCGAACCUGGCCAACCGAAUCAUCUCCCACAUAAAGACAAAAAGGAGCCUCAACAUCAUGUGCCAGAUUCCAGUCUUCUGCUGGAUCACUGCUAUGGUUCUAGGGGAGAUGUUGACAAAUGACUGCAAAGAAAUCCCUAAAACAAUUUCUGAGAUGUACACACACUUCGUGCUCAUUCAGACAAACCUGAAGAACCAGAAGUAUCAUAACAGCAAUGAGACAGAUGCGCGGAGGAUCAAAGAAUCAGAUAAAGAGAUCAUUCUAAAGCUGGCCAAGCUAGCUUUUGAACACCUGAAGAAAAACAAUCUCAUAUUUUAUGAGAAGGAUCUGAUAGAGUGUGGCCUUGACAUCAAUGUAGCUUCAGUGAAAUCUGGAUUGUGCACACAAAUCUUUAAACAAGAAGAUGGGCUCUACUGCGAGAAAGUCUACUGCUUUGUGCAUUUCACCAUCCAGGAGUACUUUGCCGCUCUGUAUUUACUCUACUGCUACACAACCAAUAACCUUUGUGUGUUGGAGUCUUUCCUCCAUAAGAGGUUUGUUGAGGAGGACCUGGAAGAAGGUUCUGCGGCUUUGUUGGGCGAUAACGGAGACCAUUCAGAUGCUUCGCAGAGUGAUGAGUCUGGAGAAAGUCUAGAGUCCACUAUUGAAAACUCAACUCUGGAGGAAGAGCCUGAGGAACACUCAGAGUCAUUCAAUGAUGAUGAGGCUGAAGAAGUGUCUGGCUCUGAGUCUUCAGAGCUGGUUCUACAUGAAAAACCAUCCUUCCAUGUGUUACUGAAGAGUGCAUUGCGCAAUUCCUUGCAGAGUGUGAAUGGACAUCUGGACCUUAUGCUCCGCUUCCUUCUUGGCCUUUCACUGGACUCGAAUCAGAGACUCCUACAAGACCUACUGUCAGAGACGGAGAGCUAUGCAGAUAGUGUUGAAGAAACAAAGUUUUACAUAAAGGAACAGCUGAGGUUGCACAACUCCCCCGAGAGAUCCAUUAACCUUGUAUACUGUUUGGCUGAAAUAAAUGACAAUACACUUACUGAAGAGGUUGAAGCGUACCUGAAGUCAGGAAAUCGUGGAGGAACAAAGCUCUCACCUGCUAAAUGCACAACUCUGGCUACUGUGCUGAUGUCAAGGGAGAUUCUGGAUGAGUUUGACCUAAAGAAGUUCAACACUUGUGAGGAGGGACGAAAGAGGCUGAUUCCACUUAUCAAGUACUGCAGAAACGCUUUACUUGCUGGCUGUAACCUCACAGAGCGGUCUUGGGGAGUAGUGGCCUCAGCUAUAAAGUCAACAAACUUACUGCGAAAGCUGGACCUGAGUUACAAUGACUUGCAGCACUCUCGUAUGGAUCUGCUCUGUGAUGGGUUGUGUAGUCAAAGCUGUAAACUGAAGAUCUUGAGCCUACACAAUUCCAAUUUUUACAGAAUUUUACCUGUUUGUUAACGACUGAGAAUUGGUUGAUUUCCAGCUAAAUCAAUGCAAUCUAACAAUGGAAUGUUGUUCAGCUUUGGAGUCUGCUCUUGGCUCAACCUCAUCACACCUGAGAGAGCUGGACC